Phytophthora nicotianae INRA-310 is the source of this 1275-nucleotide messenger RNA. RefSeq lists its product as hypothetical. The record is from RefSeq and is a predicted model, not a curated record. The transcript is spliced from 2 exons. Bases 1 to 1275 code for a protein of 424 amino acids. NCBI's taxonomy places the organism in Eukaryota, Oomycota, Peronosporomycetes, Peronosporales, Peronosporaceae.
AUGACCAAAGCUUCUCAUGUGGCUAAGGAGGCCGCGUCAGUCUCCUCGGGCACCAACGACUGCUUAUCGCACUUCCUGGCAAUACCAGACAAUGACCAACACAUUGUAGACCAGGAAAACUCAUGUUUGCAGCAGUCUCCGGUCGUUUCUGCGUCCCCAGCAGCCUCGAAAUCAAGUUCCUCUGUUGGCCCGUCCUUUUGGCCUGCCAACGCUACGAUAGCGACGAGUAAAGGGCCCAGUACUAAGCCCAAGAAGAAGCGGCGACGAGACCGCAAUCGUCCAAUCCACGAGAUCCACCGCCUUCAAUUACAAGUGAAAGAAAUGGAGAAAAAACUCAAGACCUUGAAACCUGAAAAUUCGACGGAGUUGCACGCUCUGAAGGAGAAGAACAAGACUCUAAGGGAGAAAGUGAAGAAGAGCGUUGAAAACACGACAGCAGUAGCGCAAUUGCUACAGAUUCAAGCAGAUCAACUGCUACAGGCUCUGCCAAAGUCGCUCACAGUCUCGGGUGAUAAUUUAGUGUACGAUUUAGUGGAAGACGACGCGAUUUUUCAGGCUCUGGCAAGGACAGUGGACGAGCAUUAUCUGGGUAUGGAUAGAAUACUGCUAGAUGCUGGCGUGAAGGGAGCAACCACCGAAAUAUUUGACGCUCGAGUGUCCAGACCGACCUCUAUGACUGACUCGGAUUGCGUCUUAAAGACGAGAACUUGUGCUUUUCUACCGUACGCGAUGGAGUGUGUAGAGACGGCCAUGUGGCGUCGACUGGAGAGCGAGUCAGCUAUUCUACCGGAGACUGUACAGUCCAGCAAAGACCUGGGUCUGCCUCUUGGAAUUGCGUCAAAUUUGAUCGUCUCGAAGCGGGAAGUGCGUCUGGAUAACGUGUCGUUUACUAUUCGGUUGGCUCUGAAGGAAUUCGCAGAACCAGAUCGAUUAGUCUACGUCUGGGACGCUGUAGGCGAUUGGCCGCAGCCUAAUACUGCACUUCAUGUGUCCACUCGAGAGUACGGUUGGAGCUACUAUGAGCCGACAGACUCACCCGAUCUCAGUAUCCUUCGAAGUCUUGUGCUAGUGCGUUCGACCACUACACCGACGAUUGACAUGGAGAUUCUGGAGCGCGUGAUGCAGCUGUAUCGACAAACCAUCGAGGCAAGAUACCAAAAACUAGAGAAUACGCUAGUGGAUGCGUCGAUAUGCUCCAAGAAGGCCUCAUGCGUGGACGAUGGUUCAGUUGUGAAAGAUGUCUGCUGCAUUGGCGACGGCAAUACUUCCAAGUAA